AUUAUAUUUCCAGUGGUAGCCCCGUCCCCACACCCCCACAACCACCAGAGAUGUGCAUCAUGGCCAAAAUAGCUUAAUUUUGGGUUCAUUUGACAUCAACACAUUCUUUCACCUGUGCUGUUAAGUUAAAAUUUACGAAGCAAAGCAGAAUCGACCCACAAAUAAACAGAAAAGGCCCUGGUUCUUGAUGGAACGUUGCCUUUGAUACCAAAAAAUAAAUAUGAUCCUCAGUAUCCACGGCAGCAGAUUUGUCAUCUGGGCUCCAUGCACCAGAACGUCUGGAAAAGGUUAUUCCUUCAUGGAAGCAACAACAUAAGGUCAAGAGAGUUAAAUCAGAAAUAUUAUAAGGGUUUAAAUGUCAAAAGAGCACUGAGUUUAAGUAAAGCUGUGGUUUGAGAAAUCAAAUAUUUGAAAAGACAUCCCAUUUUUAAUCAAAGCUAGCGUGUCUCAAUAGUAAAGAGCACCUUGUGCUAAAUUUGCCUGUCUACUCCGCCAUCAGCAGACGAGACAAACACUUUGUUAGAAACUUUCAGACCCAUUAAGGUCUACAGCUGCUGAUAGCGGAGAUCUAAAACUGUUUUCUUUGGCUUAUUAGGCAAACUCCUGCUUUGCUCAUUGACACCCAAACAGGAUUCAGUCGUAACCUCUCCUUUAAUCUGUGACAUAGUUUCACUCUAAUUGAUUGUCUACCGCCAAAAUUACCUCCAUAAUUGUGCUUGUGUAAAUACAAGCCUUGAAUGUCAUUUCCACAGAGCCGCCACGGCCCCAUUAAGGAUCAAAGCCUUCGCUUCCUCUCCGUUAUCUCCACAUCAGACAGCGGACUGUUGUCCAAAGGCCGUCAGCGAGCUCCAAAGGGGAAGAAACCAAGGACAACCCAGGUCCCAGGCCGGGCACAGACCUGGGGUCAGCUCCUGAGGGGCAGCAGGGAGGACCUGACCCGUGGGGACCUCCCAGGAACCAUGUGGGGAGCUGACAAGGCAGGACAUGAGGGCCCGACUGGCCCCAGAGAGAAGACGGGCAGCCUGAGAGAAGCCCCCCCGCUGACACAAGAGAGUGAGGAGAUUACAGUAGGAGCUCAGAGGAGGCGAUCAGCGCUCUCUCUUGCUCUAUCUCCUGCUGCUUUCAGAGACAUGAGCCGGCCGCUUAUGGACCAUAUCGCCAGUAGUAGUUUCCGCGAAGAUGCCCCUCGACCCCCGGUGCCAGGGGAGGAGGGCGAUGCGCCCCGCUACCCCAGCAAAGCCGCAAUGAUGAAACCCCUCGAAGCCCCCAAAUCCGCUCUGCUUGCCGGCUCUCCGGGCUCCUCGGCGCGGAGGAACGAGGAUGGUCUCGGAGAGCCGGAGGGCAGCGCCUCGCCGGACUCGCCGCUCUCCCGCUGGACGAAGUCCCUGCACUCCCUGCUCGGAGACCAGGACGGCGCCGUUCUGUUCCGGACGUUCCUGGAGCGGGAGAAGUGCGCGGACGCCUUGGACUUCUGGUUCGCCUGCAACGGCUUCCGGCAGAUGGACCUGAAGGACACCAAAACGCAGCGGGUCGCCAAGGCGAUCUACAAGCGCUACAUCGAGAACAACAGCGUGGUGGCCAAGCAGCUGAAGCCGCCCACCAAAACCUUCAUUCGGGAUAACAUCAAGAGGCAGCAUAUCGACUCUGCCAUGUUCGACCAGGCGCAGACGGAGAUCCAGAUAGACAUGGAGGAGAACGCCUACCAGAUGUUCCUGACCUCUGACAUUUAUCUAGAGUAUGUUCGGACCGGUGGGGAAAACCCGAGCCACGUCAGCCCGGGCUCUUUGGGCAGCCUGAAAGUUGUAUGUGGAUACCUGCCCACGCUCAACGAAGAAGAGGAGUGGAGCUGUGACUUAAGAGCCAAAGCCCUGCUGGGACUGAAGGGGCAGAGGGUCCCCAUUACGCAGAGAGCAGUGGAGAUGAUGGAGAAGGGGUACAGGUCCUACAAGAGAGCCGAGCAGAUCAACCCCUACCAUGCAGGCGCCUUCGCCCCUGUCAGCAGCACCAACGACAGCGAGGUUUCCAGUGACACCUUGACUGACGACACCAUGUCUGUGACUGACGGCAGUGUAGAUGGCAUCCCUCCAUAUAAAAUGGGCUCCAAAAAGCAGCUACAGAGAGAGAUGCAACGAAACAUGAGGAUGAACAGCCAAGUCUCUCUGCCUGCUUUCCCUCGUACAACCCGUCCUCCAAAGGAGAUGGUCCCCUUGGAGCCGGCGCAGUUCGCAGCCCAGCUGAUCUCCCGCCUGGAGAACUUGAAGAGGAAGCAGGACACCUUCAACUCUCUGGAGGAGCGGCUGCAGCAGAUUCAGGAGGAGGAGGAAAGAGAGGAUUCAGAGAUCUCUGUUAGCGCUCCGCAGCUUUCCCCACAUCCUCUGGCCCUCCUAUCGGGCUCCUCCGACGAAGACCCCCAGGCCAUCCUGGAUGAGCACCUGUCUCGGGUCCUCAAGACCCCCGGCUGCCAGUCGCCCACUGUCGUCCUGCACUCGCCUCGCUCCAGCUCCCCGGAGAACCGGCCGCAUGCCUGUGGAGGCAAACCCAGCGCCAGGGCCGAGUCGUCCACUUCUCCUGUGUCGAGUCCAGACUCAGGGGCUUUCGCUCUGAGCCUGGGCUCCAGCAGGACCCUGUUGAGCAGGCAGAGCACCAAGCACAUCCACCACCACUACAUACAUCACCACGCCAGUCCAAAGUCCAAGGAGCAGAUUGAACGGGAGGCGGCCCUGAGGGUGCAGGGCGUCUGCUCUGCCGCCGGCCGCUGUCAGUCCUGCCAGGCUUACCCACGCAGCCGCAGUCUGGGCAGAGAGAUGUGUGGCUCCGUCUCGACCGAGAGCAACAUGGGGCGUUCCAGCUCCCUAUCGAGACGCGUGUGUCGCUCGGAGGCCGAAGAGGGGGUCGCAGACGGCUGCAUGGACGACUGUGGGAUCUCACAGCUGCCCACAGACACAACUGACCCCACCGAGAACGUUCGCCAGUGGAUCCUGGAGAGCAAACGGCAGAGCCGACACAAGUCUCACAGUAACCAGGGCGCCAAGAAAUUCGGAGGCUCGUCAACACAGACGCACACCUGGGGCGGCGGAGGAAGCUGCGGCCACCUGCGGAGCCACCAACCGGCUCAGCCCUUCAUCCAAGACCCCGCUAUGCCGCCCCUGCCCCCUCCCAACACCCUGUCCCAGCUGGAGGAGGCCUGCCGCAGACUGGAGGAGGUUUCCACCAAGACCCCCAAACAGAGGCAUUCGUUGGCCAGCCUUCAACGAGAGAAGACCCACCAAGUCACAGUCCAUGCAGGGGGGUCAGCUCUCCCCAGUCCUGCCCCUCUCGGUUCCCCUGGCCUCACCUCCACCUGCCCGGGUCUCCUCCAAUCAGAAGAAUGUAAGAAGGUCUUGGGCGGCCUCGCGGCGUGCAGCGGGGAGACGGUGGUGACUUACUUCUUCUGCGGCGAGGAGAUCCCGUACCGCCGCACCAUGAAGAGCCACAGCCUCACCCUGGGUCACUUCAAGGAGCAGCUCCGUAAAAAGGGCAACUACAGGUACUACUUCAAAAAAGCCAGUGACGAGUUUGAGUGCGGCGCCGUGUUCGAGGAAGUGUCGGACGACGGCUCCUUGCUGCCCACGUACGAGGGGAAGAUCCUGGGGAAGGUGGAGCGGAUGGACUGACUCGGAACCGCCGGGGAUUACUGACCCAUCACUAAGCUGAGACUGAAGGACUGGAGGCGGGGUGAUGGACGGAGCGCUGGCGAAAGGCCAGAGAAGAGGACACGGAUGUUACGGGACAAUUAAAGGACCUGGCUGGGACGGAGGGGGAACCUGGACUGUGUGUUGCUGAAGUUUCUAGAGACUGGAGGAGAAUGACCACUUGUCAGCGAUGCGGGGCGGUGGGUUUACCGUAAGACUGAGAGCCCACCUGUGCUGACCACAAGCACUCACUAGCACAUUACUAGUAUGUAUCUGCAGAUAUACAUGUACAUUGUAUAGAUAUCUAUUACUAUUUAUUGCAAAUAUCCCAGAGACAAAUCGCUAGGAUUGGAAAAUUCCAAGAUUCCUCCCUUCAGAGCUAAAGGAAAACUUUCUCUUCCUUUUUGUCAUUUUGUUCAAAUUUUUUUUUUCUGCCGGAGCGUCGACUCAGAGUUUGAUCACAUAUUUACUGCUGCAGUGCUAUUUGUGGAUGUGUUCCCCAUCUGCUCUGAAGGGCUCCUAUAUGAAAAAAAAAAAAAAGAAAACGAGCAAAGAUGCUAUUAAUGUUUAAUUCCCUGCUUUGGGACUCUGCCCAGCUCGCCUUGAUCAGUCACGUCUUAGUGCCUUUUGUUUCCGUGGCGCAGGCAUCGCACAGACAGCCUACAUAUGUAGAGGAAAUGGGUCCUCGAGCCCCCCCCCCCGAAAAUGUGUUUACACCAAUGUUAUCCAACAAAAAAGCUCUAGAUUAUGCUCCACAGUGUGUGUGUGUGUGUGCCCGUGUGUGUGUGUUCUGCACUUUGAGCUGCAGAUGGAAAUGAUGUUCAUGCUGUUUUCAUCGAGUGUACAGUAACUGUGCGUACAUGGGUUGUUGCCAUGUUUUUACCCAGUUUUCAGGGUCCAUUUACUCCCUUGGUUUUUACAAGGGGCCUUUUAUGUUAGGAGAAAAAGAUAUUUUUUAUGCCGUUUUUAUUUUUAGUACCCCCGUUUCAUCCCAACGUCCUGUGUUUUCUGAUAUUUUCCAUGGCUUCUCCAGCUCCACGUGUAAACUGUAAAUUAUGCGUUCCAUAGAGCUCCCGUUUAAAAAGAUGCCUCGGUACUUUAAUUAUUGUAAUUAUAAAGAGAUGUAGCCUUUAUUAAAAUGCUCUAUUUUUCAAAUUAGCAAGCUGCCUCCUGUGUGUUUUUCUGUUUCCUCGCUCACCCGCCGCGCAGAGUGCAACUCGUCUCGUCCUGUGAGAAAUUUCCGAUAGAUUUACAUCCAUUAUCAGCUCUUAACGCGCUCCCUGCUGGAAAUUAAAACAUGCAGCAUUAAUUUGGCCACUAGAGCCUCUGUGUGUUUUUAUGGCACGAGGAGGGAGGUGGAGGGAGUUAAGUGUGUGUUAAUGAGACGUUUGGUAAUUAUACAGUUUGUCAUGAGUACAUUUCACUCGGCUAUUUACAUGGUUAAACGUUCGGCCUCCUGUGGCUCUUUAUGUACCAUGAAGGAAGGGGAUUUAACUCAAUUUUCUUUCCCAGACCCUUGUAGGGUAGAUGGGUAAUAAAGUCAGUCUGCUGUUUGAUGAACUCGACAUUUUAUGUUUCUAUACAGACGUUGUUUUUAAUCCGCUUUAACUUUUUUUCUUCUUCCCCCUAAAACAAUCAGCAGCGUGGCGAUUAGGGAUGGUUGAAUGGCGUCUUGGUUUUGACAUUAGCAGGUCAGUGUAGUGAGGGGAAAUGGAGGAAAACAUCCAGCAGAUGUUAUUUCAUCAGAGUAACUGGUCCACUCAGUUCAAGGAUGUCAAAAGAGCCAAUAGGAGAGGAGAAGACACAGGUGUUGAGAUUACAUGGAUCACCUGUAGAUGUGGGAAUGUUGGGUUUACUCAAAAGGAACAAACCCGUUUUAUCAGCGGAUUUUAUAAAAGGUCAUCUUGUUUUAAUGAAACAGAAAAGUGUAACAAACAACAAUAAAAGAACAAAAUAUGCCGAAGGCACCUUGACAUCGACAGACGUUUUUCAUCAAACACGUGAAAGUAAUAAAUGUUUCUUCUCACAUCUGAGCAUUAGUGCUCAUGUAGAAAGAAAAAAAAAAAAAAGGAUUGGAAAUUUCAAAUAGAGAAUUUCUCAUUUACAGGGAAAAACUAGAAUUUUGUCUGUCCAGAUUUUAAAUUCGAAAGAAUUUCGUUUUUCAUGAUUAAGUUGUAAAUUUAUAGUAAAAUGAAGAUAUUUCUGAAAAUGUUGAAAUUUGCAGGAAAAAAAAAAAUAAAUCUGAAGUUUAUUGAAAUUGUAAAAUCAGACAUUUGCAAAAAAACGUGACAGAAGAAGUGUCAAAUUUAUCAAUAGACGUCUGGAUGUUUUCCAAGAUACAUCCGGAGUCUUUUCCUGUUUCAGAAAGUUUUCCAUUUGCACAUUCACCUCAUACAGCAUCCAGAAGAAACGCAUGAUGUCGAAGGUGUAAAUUACAAUAUUAAUACUAUUAUUCAUGAGAGUUUUAAAAAAAAACAGUUGAAAAAUUGACCAAUUUCAGUCACUGGCCAAUUUUACAGCAAUUGAAGACAAUGCAACCUGCUUUAAGAAAAACUCUUCCUCAUUCAUUCUAUCACAAACAAUAAAAUAAAAAAAAAUAAUAAUUACCCUCUUAAAAAGUAUAAAUACAUCCCAGAACGCCCGUGAGAACCUGUAACCCAGAAACAGCAACACAAAAAGCUCUACUGAACUGGACGUUCCGUUUCUGGAACCUCUUUCAAUUGAGGCUGAUUAAUUUCAAAUCAUUCACUUAGGACUGACGUGAAUCAAGCAGAAGCUACGUCCUCGAAAAAAAUAAAAAUAAAAAUAAAAACUUUACACAGUCAUUCAUAGGUUGGGCUUCAUAGGUUCACACACCUGCUGUCUCUUAUCUUCACACACCUCUUGCACACCUCAUUCCGCUGUCGCUGGGCGUCCUUUCAACUUUCAUUGGUUGAGAGAGUUGCUUAUGCUGCCUUUCAUAUUGAAAGGGCAUCAUGAUAUUGUUAAAAUAGCAUUUUGGACUCCUUUCAUCAGGAAAGGUCAGUGCAUACACUUGAAGGCCAUCCUUUAUCAUCUUUAGAAGCUCUCAUUCAGCAGCGCGCCGCUGUCAGGGGCCUUUUGAACCCAUUUUUGUGCAGAGAGCUAUUUUAGAUGGGGUCAUCUUUUUGAAGAAAGUCCAGGGUUAGGUAAA
Messenger RNA from Gambusia affinis (western mosquitofish), 6843 nucleotides. Its product is annotated as axin-2-like. The transcript is spliced from 12 exons. Bases 738 to 3653 code for a protein of 971 amino acids. The record is from RefSeq and is a predicted model, not a curated record. NCBI's taxonomy places the organism in Eukaryota, Metazoa, Chordata, Actinopteri, Cyprinodontiformes, Poeciliidae. Gene Ontology annotation, biological process: negative regulation of canonical Wnt signaling pathway.